Danaus plexippus (monarch butterfly) is the source of this 3964-nucleotide messenger RNA. It is a transcript of the gene Hcf, whose product is annotated as host cell factor 1. Gene Ontology annotation, biological process: chromatin remodeling; regulation of DNA-templated transcription. The transcript has a single exon. Gene Ontology annotation, molecular function: protein binding; transcription coactivator activity. Lineage: Eukaryota; Metazoa; Arthropoda; Insecta; Lepidoptera; Nymphalidae. The record is from RefSeq and is a predicted model, not a curated record. Gene Ontology annotation, cellular component: histone methyltransferase complex. Bases 115 to 2574 code for a protein of 819 amino acids.
UCUGAAUAUUUUCUUCAAAGCUUAUUUACGACGUUUCUCAUUGUCUAUGCUAUAGAUACGCAUCCAGAGCGAUACAUACGGUAUAAAGCUUUUAGUGACAAAUGUAUAGUAAAAAUGAAGGAAAACGCUGUACUUAAGUGGCAAAAAGUUUACAAUCCUAGCGGCCCUCAACCACGACCUCGCCAUGGCCAUCGUGCAGUUGCCAUUAAAGAUUUGAUGAUAGUUUUCGGCGGCGGAAAUGAAGGGAUAGUUCAUGAGCUUCACGUCUUCAAUACCACCACGAAUCAAUGGUUUGUUCCUGUUACGAAAGGAGAGGUGCCUCCAGGAUGCGCCGCCUACGGCUUCGUGGUCGACGGAACACGUCUCCUGGUUUUUGGCGGCAUGGUAGAGUACGGCAAGUAUUCCAACGAUCUGUACGAAUUACAGGCCUCCCGGUGGGAAUGGAAACGUCUAAAGCCUCUGCCACCCAAGCAAGGCCUACCACCAUGCCCAAGGUUAGGUCAUAGCUUUACUCUCUUAAAUGGUAAGGUUUACCUCUUCGGUGGACUGGCCAAUGAGAGCGACGAUCCUAAGAACAACAUACCAAGAUAUCUCAAUGACCUGUAUACAUUGGAGCUGUAUCCGAAUUCAUCUAUGACGGUAUGGGACAUACCCAUCACUUAUGGUCAGUCACCACCUCCUCGCGAGUCACAUAGUGGUGUGAGUUACACAGAUAAGAGUACUGGAAAAUCCUCGUUGAUCAUAUAUGGAGGUAUGAGUGGCUCACGUCUCGGUGACCUGUGGGUGCUUGAUGUGGACAGCAUGACUUGGUCUCGGCCAGACCUGGGUGGCCCUCCACCACUACCCCGCUCUCUUCACACAGCAACUGUCAUUGGACAUCACAUGUAUGUGUAUGGCGGUUGGGUGCCAUUGGUUCCGGAUGAAUCAAAACUUGCAACACAUGAAAAGGAAUGGAAGUGCACCAACACACUUGCUUCUUUAAAUUUGGAUACCAUGACUUGGGAUUGCAUUGCCCUUGAUAAGUUUGAAGAGUGUGUACCCAGAGCUCGAGCCGGGCACAGUGCGGUUGCUAUUCAAACAAGACUCUACAUCUGGUCAGGCCGGGAUGGCUAUAGAAAAACUUGGAACAAUCAGAUUUGCUGCAAAGAUCUGUGGUAUCUUGAGGUUGGUGUGCCACCACAAGCGGGUCGUGUAGCACUUGUAAGAGCAGGCACAACUUCACUUGAACUCUGCUGGCCCGCUAUGAACACGGUCACUACAUAUCUUCUACAAGUUCAAAAAUGUGGUAAAGUGACUCCCACAAGGUUCCCGACAGCUACGGAACCGGUGGCAGCUCCUCCUCCUGCCUCACCUGUCUCUGGGCAACCGGAUGCUGCCAAAGCGUUUGGACUCACAUCACCUAUUGGGACUGGACUUCCACCAACCCCAAUUGACCUACCAAUAAGACCUGCGGCAGCCGCGGCGUCUCCAGCUGCCAAUCCCAUUGUAUCAACUCCACAGAAAGUCGUAUCCAGUGCUAUUAAAAUGCCUGGUCAAGCUGCCGUCAAAAUAUCUCCUAACACUCCGAAACAAACCUACCACGGCAAAACAGUUGUAAAAUCACCCGCUGCAGGCUCUUCACAGCAGAUAAAGGUCGCUGCGGUCACGCCACAAGGAGUGACUCGUAUUGUAAGCGGAGUAGCGACUCCUAACACAGUUCGUGUGUCCACCCCGCAAUCAAACGCUCAGAUAGUGCUCGGCGCGGCGGCGGGCUCGGCUGGCUCGCCGAGGUUCGUUCAAGUAAAAACUGGCGGUAACACUGGUGUCGUCAAAUUAGGAAGCAGUAAUGUGCCUGUGAAACUCGCGGGCAAUGCCGUUCCAUUAAAAAUUGGUGCAGCCAAUCUCCAAGGCAAAAUCACAGCAAACAGUGUACAGAAGGUCGGCACAACUCCGUUGAAGCUAGGUGCUGGAAAUGUAAAAAUAAGUACGAGCAAUGUGUUAGUGAAGACAGCUGGAGGAGUUCCCAUACAAGCCGGAGUCGGCAGUGUGCAAGUCAAGGCUGGAGUGCCGGUGAAGCUGAGCGCUGGUAAUCUGCCGGUAAUCGGAAGCUACGGUGGCGCGAUACAAAUCGCAAGCGGCGCCAUCGGCCAGCAAGUGAAAACUCCCGUUUAUAAAAUAGUGACGGCUAAAUCCAGUGAUCAAGGAACGGCUGUCACGAACGCCGUGUCAGGAUCUCCGGUCCUGAGGCAGGCCGGAGGUAACGUCAUCAUAAAGAAGACGCCGGGUGCUAGUUCACAAUCAAGCACGUCGCCCCAGUACGUGACACUGGUGAAGACCUCUACAGGUAUGACCGUGGCGACUGUACCCAAGAUGGCUGUGAUGCAGAACCGACCGGCGACUCCGGCCAGUGCUGCACAGGGGAUUACUCCUGGGGCGACGAUCGUCAAGCUCGUAUCGGCUAACUCAGUAGGCGGCAACAAGAUCAUAACACUACCACCCAAUAAGCUGCAGCUCGGCAAGACAGGUGUUGGAGGCAAGCAGACCAUAGUUAUCACCAAGUCAGCGAGUCAGUCACAACAGGGGCAACCGCAGUGAAGCAGUCGAAGACCCUCGGCUUGAGAGAUACCAGUGCCCUUAGCGUGCCGGCUAUUGUUGGUAGACUAGAAAUCAUCUCUAGAUUGUACAUUACGAUGAGGAACACUAAAGUGAAGUUGAUAAAGGAUGUGAUGGUCACCUGACUCUAUGUUAUUGGGUCUGUCUGUAGGGAAUGUCCUCUUAGAGUUUUUACUGAAACAUAUUAUUUACUCUUGUAAUUAUUUUCCAAGUUGUCUGUUUGCGUUAGGUCCCGUAUCUUUAACGAUCUGUGAAGUUGUUAUGGUGCAGGUGGACGUUUGUUGCCCGCCCCCUGUAUGAGCUAGUUGUACUGAUAAUGCAAAGUGCCUGCCGAGUUGCUCCGCUGCAGUGUAAGUAAAGUAGGAGGGCGAAGGGAUGUAGACUAUCACUUUUUAAUAUAAAUCAAUUAGAUUUUAAAAGAUUAUUCAAUUUGAGGUUUUAUUUUAUGUGUUUAUAGAUUUAUUCCUAAAUUAGAAUAUUUUUGUAUGUAACGCUAUGGAUAAGGAAAAAAAAUAAUAAUAUAAUUUUUCAUUAACUAUUAAUCAUGACCAAAUACUGCCAUGAUGAUGAACUAGACGUUACGUUGUUUAUAUACAAAAUUAUCUCACUCGUUUGCUGUGCAAUUAUUUUGCUGUCUUCCUUGCAUCUGUUUGGGACUGUUUCUUCGUGAAUAGUAGCCAUGGCAAGACACUACCGUGCUGAAUAGUAAUAUAUUCCCAAUAAUAAACUGAUGGCCCGGCUGUCAGGUAGUUCACCAAGUGAAUGCCUGCAUCACGGUCAUCGUGAGCAGUGUUAGAUUUAGUUAAAUCACAAUAUAAUAUUAUAUUAUGCACUAUUUAAGUUUUUUUUUAUGACAAAACCAUUGUUGAUGUUUAUGUGGUUUGAAUUUCAUCCGCGCGAUGUAGACUCCAUGGUCGAGGCUAUUUCUCUAUGACACCCGUCGGUCCAGCCGAGUAGCCGCUGGCUGAAACAGAUCACAGACUAUGCCGAUAUGUAAAGAAUAUUUUAUCCAAAUGUAUGUAAUCGAACUAUAACAUUGAAUUAUGUUAAAAAUAUGGCUAAAACUAUAAGGUCUUUAGAUUUCGUCAUAGUCGAAGGAGUGGUGUACGAUGUGCCUAAGUUGAAGGGAAUGGAGGUUUCUGAAAGCUAAAAUGUAAUUUAUAUUGACGUAAAUGCAGAAUAUCACUACAAAGUUGUGAAAAAGAAAGAUGUCUUACAUAUAAAUUCUGCAUUUGACUUAGUUUAAGCUAGUUGUAUGUUAGUGUAAGUCGAAGUAAGGGAGCUGCGGAAUGUAAAUAUCAGUAAGUAGAUAAAUUUGAUGUUAUAGUUUGUUCAUAUUAUGUUCAUUUGCUUGAAUAAACGAUUUGGAUAA